GGCAGCUCCUGGCUCCUCGCCUUGCGGAGCCCCGAGGAUUACACCAGGAAUUUGCUGCCACUCCUCGGACGCCGGAGGGGGUCCAGGAUUUGCAUCCCACUGAGCACCAUAAGCUCUCGGACCCUUGAGAAGACAGGGGGGACCAUGGCAUCGGCAGAAGGUGCCAACAAUAUGCCUAAGCAAGUUGAAGUGCGGAUGCAUGAGAGCCACCUGAGCCCAGUGGAACCAAGACCCAAACACUUACACAUACGAUUCUGUCAGUCUCUCCGAAAAAACCUUCUUCUGUCUCUUACAGUAGCUGGUGUCAUUUUGGGUGCACUGUGUGGGGGGCUUCUUCGCCUGGCAACUCCUAUUGACCCUGACAUUAUCAUGCUAAUCGCCUUCCCAGGAGAUAUCCUGAUGAGGAUGCUAAAAAUGCUGAUCCUUCCCUUAAUUAUUUCCAGUUUAAUCACAGGACUGUCUGGUUUGGAUGCUAAAGCUAGUGGCCGACUGGGCACGAGAGCCAUGGUCUACUACAUGUCCACUACUAUCAUUGCUGCUGUGCUGGGUGUCAUUCUGGUUUUAGCCAUUCACCCAGGGAAUCCCAAACUCAAGAAGCAGCUGGGAGAAGGAAAGAAGAAUGAUGAAGUGUCCAGUUUGGAUGCUUUCUUGGAUCUUAUUCGAAAUCUGUUCCCUGAAAAUCUAGUCCAAGCAUGCUUCCAGCAGAUCCAAACAGUCACUAAGAAAGUACUGGUGCCACCACCGACUGAAGAACCCUCUAAUGUCACUGACUCUGUCUUUGCUAUGGUGAACGAGACAGUGAGUGAAACCACACCAGAAGAACAGUUGGUCAUUAUGAAGGGGCUUGAAUUUAAGGAUGGAAUGAAUGUCUUAGGUCUGAUAGGGUUCUUCAUUGCUUUUGGCAUUGUUAUGGGGAAGAUGGGAGAACAAGCCAAGAUGAUGGUGGACUUUUUCAACAUCCUGAAUGAGAUUGUAAUGAAACUAGUGACUAUGAUCAUGUGGUACUCACCUUUGGGCAUUGCCUGCCUUAUUUGUGGGAAAAUCAUUGCAAUCAAGGACUUAGAAGUGGUUGCUAGGCAACUGGGAAUGUACAUGGUAACAGUGAUCGUGGGCCUCGUCAUCCAUGGCGGGAUCUUCUUGCCAUUACUGUACUUUGUGAUAACAAGAAAAAGCCCUUUCUCAUUCCUUGCUGGCAUUUUCCAGGCAUGGAUCACAGCUCUAGGCACAGCUUCCAGUGCUGGUACAUUACCUGUCACCUUUCGGUGUCUUGAAGAAAACCUAGGCAUUGAUAAACGGGUAACAAGAUUUGUCCUUCCUGUUGGAGCCACUAUUAACAUGGAUGGGACUGCCCUUUAUGAAGCAGUGGCUGCCAUCUUCAUUGCACAGAUGAAUGGAGUGGUGUUGGAUGGUGGGCAGAUAGUCACUGUGAGUCUGACGGCCACCCUAGCAAGUGUUGGAGCUGCCAGUAUACCCAGUGCAGGCCUGGUCACCAUGCUGCUGAUCCUCACUGCAGUAGGCCUACCCACUCAGGAUAUAAGUCUACUUGUUGCUGUUGACUGGCUCUUAGACCGGAUGAGAACUUCAGUAAAUGUUGUGGGAGAUUCUUUUGGUGCUGGCAUUGUCUACCACCUCUCCAAGGCAGAGCUCGAUAACAUUGAUUCCCAGCAUAAGGGGCAUGAAGACAUUGAAAUGACCAAGACUCAGUCAAUUUAUGAUGACAUGAAAAAUCAUAGGGAAAACAACUCAAACCAAUGUGUUUAUGCAGCUCACAACUCUGUCAUAGUAGAUGAGUGCAAGGUAACACUGGCAACCAAUGGCAAAUCUGCAGACUUCAGUGUUGUUGAGGAAGAGCCUUGGAAACGUGAAAACUAAGGGAAGAGAAUUCCAGCUCCAUCUUUAAUAAGCCCCUGAAGCUGUCUUAUGGUAAAAUAUUAAAGAAGAUUGCUCUCUUUUUAUUUAACAUCUAAGGUUUCUGCUUAUUUAGUUUGUUAGCUGAAACUUAGCAAAGAGCUCAUAAAGUCAUUGUUUAGCUGAAGUGUUUUUUGCCAAAUAACAGCUCAUAACCAUCUAUCUCCCCUGUGUCACUGUUUGAAUGGAUGCAGCUGGGGAAUACUUUCUGUGUAAAGAGAUACAUUCUCACCCGCCUUCCCCUUUCACUCAAGACACAGAGAAUGUAGAUGCUGCAAAAUGAAAAGAUCAACGUGCCAGUAUGGCUCUCUCCAGGGACUCAGGGUAACAAAUAUAUAGUAUCAUAUAAACCUUAAAGUGUUUUUAGUGUCUCUGUGACAUACAUAUGAAUCAGUACUGAGGCAUACAUUUGAUGUAUUUAACAUUAUUUAGCUACAAUAUUAACUGUCUACAAAAUGUUUUCUAUCUGUUUAAAUGAUAAUUAGGCUUUGUCUUGGGCAAUGCUGAAUUGUUUUAUUCCUGUUACACUUUAAAUUAAGUGUAUAAGUGUUUCAUUUAAAUUUGGGGGCUAAAGUCAUUCCAAGUGGAAUUGCAUUAAAAUCCAUACAGUCUAUACAUCCAAGAUACUAUACAUCCAUCAGCAAUAAUAUAUUGUAACUAUUAAUGUCAUUCAGAAUUUGCUGAUAUUCAAAUACAGUUUGUUGAUGGUACAGGAUGGCUCACCUGCACCACCCCCUGCCCCCUUUAUCUCACUCAGUACUAUCUUCCUCCACACACAGUCCCAUGCACUGCCACGCGAUUACGUGUGUAGUAAGAUACUACUCAGAAUAGAUAAAGGGUUUAUAGUUGGGCCCACAAUAACUUUGAUAAUGAGGUGAAGCCAAAUCCUGACCAGUUUACUCAGCUACGAUUCUGAUUGAAUACAGCUUUCUGAAUUUGAUUAUUACUGUACAAUCAACACACAAUGUUCAACUGAAAUGAAUUUACAAGAUGUUCAUUUAUACCUUAUGACACUAAGACCUGCAGGCAUUCAGGCUCCUGACUCACUCAGAUCCUUUUGAAAAUGUUACCCAUGUGUUCUUUAUAUGGACCUCCUAAAACUAUAUACAAAGAUCAGCCCCUACCACUUUUCUUCAGAAGGUUGGGUCACUCCCACUGAAUAUGACUCAACCCCACAAGUAGUCCCCAGGAGACUAUUCUGGGAAGAAAGUUUUAUUCAACAUAAAGAAGAAUACUAGGAUCUGGCCCCAGAUCGCUACUAAACAUGUUUUUGUUGGGGAUGAAUAAUUGUGUGUAACAUGUUAAAAUGUAAUGGUGCUUAACACAUCAGUUUACUGAUGCAUCUAUGAAACACUUAACAUAAAGUGAUAACUGUCUUCCUUCUCUGAACAUUUCAUGUUUGAGCCAACAUGCUUAAUACAGAAGCCAUUAUUCAGUCACAUUUCAGAUUUGAAAUCUAUAGGAAAAAUGGCUAAGGUUGGGACUGAGUCAAGGAGGAAACCUCAGGAUUUAGGCCAGUAACUUGAAUCCCUAUCUCUCUGAUGUGAAGUAACAAUUUGUAUUAAUCUCUUUGUUUUCUGAAAAGUAAUGACUGUAAAGAACAAAGCCUGUGAAGAUAUUUUGUCAACAAGUCUUUGUAACCAUAAGUAUUGGGAAAGAUAUAGGUGAAAUCACUUAUUAUAGUGUUCUAUGGCAGAUCUGAUCCAGGGACAACCUGCCCACUGAGCAAACUGUCUGUGUGUAACAUGAAACAUGUGUAUGUUUUAAAAUUUUCUCUGAGUUGACCAGCCUAUGAACUUAUCUGAAACUUGUAAGAAAGAAGGGGGAGUGUUUAUGGAUAUAUGUUACCCUUAGCCCAUGGACAUAGCUGCUAUGGAUGUAAAAUACAUGCAAAUAUUAGUUGUAUUUGGCCCUGUAAAAUCAAUUUCUGAGUUUAAAUAUUAAUCUAGCUGGAUUUUUUGUUUUUCAUGCUCUGCAUCUAUGUUUGUGUGAGGAUUUCCACCAAAUCACUGACCAGAGCCAGUAAGGACUAUUUGCAUGAUUAAUGAUCUGCAGGAUCAAGUCAACAUAGUCACUAAUCCUGUAUUUGUUGUGUGGGAAAUAUUCCUUGUCAAUGUUUCUGCUCCAUUGACAUCCUUUUACUACCAUCCUAACCAAAAUAUUCUAGAGAAUUUAAUAGGUACUAAACCACUGCAUGCCCUAUACACUUUACCCUGAAAACCUAUAGAAUUGAAUAAAAGAUAAUACCUUUCUAUAGGUCUUUUGAAUCAACUUAGAUGUUUAUAGCAGUGCUAGAUCUCUCUAUUAUAUGCUAUAGGAUGGUUUCAAACAAACUUAUCAUUUUCUAUUUGACUCCUUAGGACUAUUUCAUUCUUCAGUGGGUGUGUCUACACAAGACAUUUUCUGCAGAGCUGGUCAAUUAGCUCUGUAGUAAAAUGUCACUGUCUACAUGUGCAGUACUAUUAGGCCAGAGUAAACUAAUUAACUCCACCAUAGGAUAAUACUGCCAGACACAAGUACUAUCUUGUGAUGGAGUUACUUACUUCACCGCACUGCACCUGUAGACACUGAUGGGGCUGGCUGGGGUACAAGGAUGCUACAGUGCAGGGUCUGCGUGCUGGCUAGCCCUGCCCUAUAGCACCCUCAUGCUCCAGCCAGCUCUCACACAGCACAUUGAGCUGAGUUGGAGCAGUCCCAGGCUCACAGGUGAUCCCCAGGGCCCCUGCCAGCUGGAGCUGCUCUGUCCCAACUCAACAUGCUGUGAAUCCAGGCAUACAUGCAAACGCUGUGCCCAGGAGAAUUAAACUCCAGUGUGAACUGUAACAGAGUUAAUUGCUCCACCCUCAUUGCACAUGUAGAUGUGCCCAGUGCAAUACUUAGGUGUUUGAAAGGAUCCUAUUCUUAUCCUUCUGGCACCCAAAAAUGUGAACCUACAAAUGUACUCAUGCUUUGCUUUUCAUAAAAAUGUAGACAUAACCAGAAAAGGGAAAAGAAAAAGAUGCCAUGGUGUUCAACGUACUUAAUGGAAAAUUGUAAGUACUCUGAACUUUUCAAGAUCAGGGACCUAGUCUGGAUUUGAAUCAAAGUUUUGUUUCCCUGUCCCCCACAUGAAAAGCUGCCAAGACUGCUCCAGUACUCUCUAAAAUGUACUAUAGUUGGCAUAGCUAUUUUUUGCAUGUUGGCUCACCUUAAGUGUAAUUCUCUUAGAGCUAAGUAGUAGUUAUAUCCAAGAACAGAAUACUGAAAUAUAGUUGAGAUUCACAAACAUUUUCAAAGCAUGGACCAUAUCAUAAUAGCAAAGUAUGCCACCUUCCAUCCUAUUCAUGAAAAUCUACUUUCCCUGUGGCAGCUAUAAAGUGCUUACAUUUAAAUGUAUCAUAAAGAAGUUGAUUAGUGUAUUUUUAUCUGUCUUUUAAAGUAAUUUAGUAGCUGGAAAGAUGUAGGAGAGCAACACUAUGUAACUAGGCAGUUCCAUACAAUUGCACACUGAGAACAGCUCAGAAUUUGCUUGUCUUUAUCAGCUUUGAACAGACUGCCCUUUAAGGAGGUGUUCUUCAGAUCAGGACUAAUAGAGGGUGAGGUGAAAACUCCACCCACGCAGCCUUUUAUUUUGACUAAAAAAAGCAGAUUGCACAAUGUUUAAGUAGGACUUUUGUAGCUACAGUAACUCAGGGAAGUUUCAAUAGAUAAUCACCAUGACAUUCUUCUACUUAUAUGGAAAUGGGAGAAGAGGAGCAAUAGAGAAAUAUUGUUUUCGGUAAACUCUUUGUUAUCACACAAGCUAUAGACUUAACGUGGUGCUGCUCCAACAAGUACAGAAUUUAAUCAUCAAAAAGCUUUCCACUACUCUGGGAAAUGUAACUCACAAUUGGCUACAAUUUUAUAGUUUGCUCCUUCCAUAUGAGGCUUUGUUGCUAAACUUAACUAAACAAACAAGAAAAACCCCAGAACUGGCCACUCAGCCUAAUGGAAACUUCAUAUCUGAGUGGACAAUGCUUGUUACUGGCUUCUCUCAUUUAAUCAGAUUGUGUUAUACAGCGGUUUUGCAUUUGGCCUACAAAGCAUUGCAUUUCAUUAUUCAUUUCUCUAGUGUCCGUGAAGCAAAAUUAGGGGAUGAGCACAGCAGAAGAUGACAUGCUUUUGGUGUUGGUAUAUGAACUAAAAUUUCUUUCUACAGGCAUUUUGCUUAGUCUUCUGUCAGUGAUUUCCUCAAUUGCCUACAUACUUAUGAAUGAUACAUAUGUGUUCCCUGGAAUGCUGACAUCAGCAGAAGAUCAUGGUAAAACUCAGGAAAUAGCAUGCUUUAAAACAAAUACACACAUAAGCAUUUUUCUGGAUAGAAAUGUACUUACAUAUUUGAAUACUUUACUGAAUCAGGAAUAUUACUUAGUCUGUUCUGGUGAUAUUCUUCCAGGCCCAUUGCACACUGUAGUGAAAACUGAAUUAAUCAUAGAAUCACAGGGUUGGAAUUGAUCUCAAAAGUCAUCUAGUCCAGGUAGUACUGAAUUUCUUCUUCAGUAUUUCUUUCUAAAGAACAUGGCUGGCUUUGUGUAAAACAAGUUUGCACAGGAUUUAUGCAUUAAGAUACAUAAAUCUCAUUUAAGGUUUAUGCGAACUAAAUCACAAGAUAAUACAUACACCUCUCAGUGAAGGUUGAGAGACAUUUUUUUUCCCUUUGGAAAACUAUAUUUUUUAUGCUUGCAAAGUGUUGACCACUCUAAGCUCCCAUUGAAGUCGACUGGAGCUCCCACUUAAGUCAAGUGUUCAGCUCCUUCCAAGAUGCACUAGCAUCCUCAAUGACAGUCUGAUUCACCUAUGAGUAGGAUACUUAUUCACUCAAAAUUCCCAUUAAUAUUAAAAAGCAGAGAAAGAUUAUUAUUGUUCAUCCUUGCCAUUUCCUUCAUUACUGUUAAUACCUCAUCGCUCUUUAAUGCUAGUUGGGGAUUUUAACCCUGAGACCACAGUCCUAGAAAAGGAAGAGAAUUUUGUCAACCAUUUUAAUGUGAGCAGAAUCUGACUGCAUUUAAUGCUGGGGCCCAUGUUAUCCUCUUUGAAAUAUUCUGUUUGCAGGUUCUUUAUGUAGGGCAGUCAAAGGAAUGUAUAGUUCUAACUUUAUCAGCAUUUCAACAAGCACGUGUUCACUCUCUCCUAUGUGGGGGACAAGAAAAGUAGUGCAAGCUAGAAGUUAAUCUUGUGCAGGAUUAAUUCAGACAUAAAUAGGGUUACUGUAGGUCAUGUGUUUUGCAAAUGCUGUCAGGCAAUCAAUAAUGUUGACUGCAGCUAAGUUAAUGAUCCAUGUUGUCAGCUUUUGUUGUUUCCAAAUUCUUGCAUUAUAGAAGAAUCCAGGGAAUCUCAAAGUCUAAUAAUAAAGCUUUCCUACCUCCUUGAACCAAUGGAAAUAGACUGUGCAGUUAGGCCCCCUCUACACAUUUUAUCUAUUGGACAAUUGUCUUGUUAAUGCAUAAUAAAAUUAGACUGGCUACAUAUGCAAAUUAACUAUUGCACCUUAAAAGGGUCCAACCAGCUAUAAAGUUAUUGCUUGAUAAUGUGUAGUAGCAUUAUAGCUGUUUUCUAUUCAUCUUAGGCUGGAAGACUGCAACUGCUGUGAUCUCCCAGGCGCUGGGGAGCACAAGGGACUGGGAGAUCAUAGCCAGUGCAGUCUCCCAGCUGCAGAGGUGUAGGGGGAUACUCCAGGCAGUUGCUGGCACCUGAUGGGGCUCAAUCCUGGCUAUGCCACAUACAGCCAGGACUGAGAAACCCCUGCACCCGACAGGGAUUUUUAGUCCUGGCUGUUUGUGUGGUCCAGCUGGGACUGAGAGCCCCGUCAGGUGAGGGAGUCACUGGCUGUCUGGUGUGCCAGGAGGGGUGAUUGUGUGGAUCACACAUUAGAUCCUUUACCUACAGGUGUAGAGGGGGUCUUGGUUCCAGCUGACCCCCAAAAAUGAUCUUUGCUUGGUGUUCCAGGUGAAGGUGGCUCUUCUGCUGAUGUGGAAAGCUCGUGUGCUCAUAAAGGAAAGCUCCUCAAAUCCAGAAAUAAGUUUAGAAUUCUGCAUAUGAACAAAAACAGCUAAAAAAAAAUUAAUGAUCUUUUUUUAUAAUCUAAGAUAUAGCUAGUGUUCAUUUGCAUCCAGAAUCCUAGUAAAUGGUAUCUGCCAGUAUCUGUAGGAACACGGAAUUCCAAAGUUCAUUUCUUUUUUUUUUUCUUUUUUUAAGAUCUAUGAAUACUGUAAAUUUCUGAUUUGUCUUCCAUCCAUUUUCACCAUGAGUCCUUGGGUUAGAACAUUGAUAGCUGAUGAUUAUUAGCAGAACAAAUGGCUUGUCUUACAAUAAAAGCUGCAUCAAGAAGCAACAGCGCUCAAAUUAAUGUAUGCUAGCACCAGCUGGGGUUCUCUUUAAGCAGGCAAUUUUCUGAAAACAGUACCACUUGAUAAUCUCAACUUUAAAAUCUACAGCCUUCUUUAAAUGCCCUUAAAAAGGCUCUAAACUUUAGUAUCAGACUUGAAAAACCUUAUAAAUAUUUAAAAGCACAUCCCUUACUCAUCAGAUUAAGUUCCAUUUUAUUUGCUCCAUUUGGGUUUAGUCCAAGAAGCACAGAAUAGUAAAUAAAGGCACUUUAUAAAAAUGCACUGUAGUAUUGUAUUGCAAUGAGCCAGAAGACUAACGCUGAUAACAAUGUUUCUGUGACCUCUUAAACUAUCACUGUAAUAUUUUUCAGAUUGAUUAUUGUCAUGAAAUGUAGCACAUUGGUCUGAAUUAAUCUCUGCUGUACUUCUGUUGAUUUGAAUAGAGUUACACCAGGGAUUCAUUCACUAUAUUAUUAUACCCACUGUUGCUGUAGUAGCUUGACUUUUUAAUGAUGUUGUGUGGAACUAUCAUUAUAUAAAGAAUAUAUUCCACACGAAAGAAUGUUUUUUUAAAAAUCACAUGGGUGGUGAAGAAAAGACAUUUACUCAUUUUUCACUAGCAGAAGUCUUAUGCACAGAUUAUAGCUGCAGACAUAAGGAUAAGCAGGAUAUUUUAAACAAAUCUGUUGAACUUUACCUUGAGACAGUCUUUCAAAAGUGUUAACUUCUUGCUGAGUAUUCACCAGAAACAGUAUUCUUUAGCUUACAUGAACCCAGUCCCUACAGUCCUGGGGCAAAACUCAGGCAGAUCAUGUCAUCAUAUCUACUUAAAGCAAAUCUUCCAUUAUAGACAAUGGGAGUGGUGCAUAAAUAAGGAGGGGAAAAGUUGGGUGUAGUGUGGUAGUUACUCUUUGCUUCCCCCUAUGCUUUCUUAGGCUUUUGUUUGGUAUUAAAAUUGAAAUCUGCUGCUACAAUGAGCCAAAAUGCUGCUACUUUUCACUAAAGCCAGGGCUGAGAAUUAUUUUUACUCUGAUAUGCAUAAACUAUUGGCACAACAUUCUAUAGACCCCUCCCUCCAGGUCUUUCCCCCUCCCCCAUAAGACAUCUUCAUUGGGUAUGUAGAAACUUGGCAGCGUUCUGCUACAAUAGUUACAAUUCCUAAGGGACACAACAGUAGUGCAUUUAAAACCAUAGUCUUUAUGUAAAACCUGAGCUCCAUAUGGUAAUGUUAUAGCAUUAACAAGACACGGAAUCUGUUUGCUAAUAUGAGAUGUCACUACCAAAUGUGCUAAUGAAAGGUUUGGGGAGACAGGGAGGCAUAUUUCUUACAUCAACCAGCUUCUUGAUUCUUCCUUUAAUUAUCUAUUUGUCUAUUGAUCCAUCACCUGCUGUUCUUGGAGUAUAUAAUACUUCUAGUUUGAUUUUCAAAAAUAAAAAGGAAUGCUGAGAUUCUUCAAUAUGUACAAAAAUACUCUGUGAAGUACACCUUUACACCUACAAGAUUGCUUUCAUAGAUACCAUCACAUAACUUAGAUUGUCUAAUUAUUGUACAGAGCUUUGUAAAUAAGUAGGGUAGUUUGCAGGGAUUUUUGUAUUGUUCUUUUCUAUUUGUUUUCUACAGUUUGGAAGACCAUUUGCAAAUUUUGUGUUUACAAAGUGAUUUUCACAGGCCAUACUGUAGAUUUGAGUAUUUCCAGUUUUGAUGUAAUGUGUAGGCUUGUAAGUUUUCGUGUACUGCAGGCUCUCUUUUCUUCUUAAAAAGUCAGCAAAAAUCCAUAGACUUCCUUUCAACUUCUAUCCUUCUUUCUUUCUUAAUGUAUCCAGUUUAUAGUGUGAACUGUAAUUUAUAGAAUGCAUGAGUAAAAAAUUACAUAUGUAUUUAUAUUUGUUAAAUAUGAUAUGCUCAAAAUUGAUUUAGCUAUUAAUAUAGGUUUUAUGGGUCUGUACUUGUUUUCUGGAAAUGAGAAAGAACUACAUUGUAGACUGAACUAAAUUACUUAGUGUCUGUAAUUUACAGACACACAAAUAUUUUCUUACAAUAUUUUCUAUAUGACCAUAUAAGAUACAGAAAGCCUCCGUACAGGUAAUCCAUACCUUAGCACAAAAUCAGAUUUCUUAUAAACUUUUAGAAUCAAUAAUUUUUUUCUGUAUUAUGUUUAAUGAACUUGAGAAUAGAAACUUAGUGAUGACUAAUAAAGCACAAACACAAAUAGGAAUUAAGAAUUUCAAGGUGUCCUUAAAUGCUGCAGUUCAUUAUGGAACACUAUGGGUACGUACAUACAUACUAACUUUCUGACAGUUAAGUCAACUUAACUUUUUAAAGUCGACUUAACUGUCAGAGCAUACACACAUAUGUAUAGCACAGUUGACUUAAAUGUGGCGCAAGAUAAUACACCUCCGAGGUAUAUUAUUCUGAGUCACGCUAGUUAAAUCAACUCUGCAGUGGAUGGCUCACAAAAUGGUUGCCACCAUAUCAAGGAGUGGUAUGUGUGUACGCUCCAAUGUGGCUUAACUUAAGUCAACUUAGUUAAGUUGCCUUAUUUUAAGUAGACUUAGAUGUGUGUACACACUCUAUGUUAUUAUAUCCUGAACAAUCUUCUAGAUUGACUGUCUUGGGCAACUGUCCCUCAUUUUGUACAUUUGACCUGGUUUUACCUGGUCAAAUCAUAGAGAUCUUUCUCAGGGUCUGAUCCUGCAUAAUUGAUUUACCUACAACUCCUGUUCAAUUCAUUUGGAGACUCCAAGGUGCAAAGAAUACAUAAUCAGACACUCAGUCCAUUUUCCUCAGGCAAAGCUCAUACGAGUUGAGUCUGUGUAAGGUAUUUAGUGUUUGGCUUCUUAACUUUGCCUCCAUGCAAAUGGACCAGUGACACAACUAUGGGACCACUUCAGUUGGGUUGCAUAUGUAAAAAUACCUUCUGCCUUCUUAAACAUUUAUAAGAGAACAAAUAACAUAUUUUUGUUCUGAACACAUAGGAUUUGUUGGUUUGGGGUUUUUUGGUUUUUUUUUUUAAUAAUACUCUAUUCCUGUUAGGCAAAUACCUGUUAGACUUGAUGUUAAUGAAGCAUAUUUAAUUAAUAAGGAAAAGUGAUUGGAGUAAAUAGCUUAGUAAAAAAUCAACAACAAAUUAUGUCAAACAAAGUCCCUUGUAUAAUGAACCAUCCCCGUGGCAUACAAUACAAAACAAAGGGAGUACUGAACAGAAUGCCUGUCCAUGGAGCAGAUGUAUUUUCAGAAAUUAGUAGGGCCAUGAGACUCUCUUGAAGCUUAAGUACAUAAAAUACACAGUAGGUAUAUAUACACGUGUUGAUGUACCCUUAUUUUUUAAAUCUCCCCUUUAUAUUUUUAAAUUAGAUAUAUCAGAUAUUCUCUUAUUAGAUUUGAAGGUAGAGUUGUAGUAGAUGAAUUACUAAUAGCUGUCUAAGCAUGGAACCCUAUAAAUGUAAGUUUUGACAGGUUGUUCAAGCAUGAUGAUCAGUGCCUCUCCGCACUUUGUGUAGAUAAUGUAGCUAUCUCUGUGUAAUUUCAGUGAAAUGGUAUAUACAGUAUAGAUAGCAGUGUUUUAAUUUAAUUUGUUGAUGUGUAUUGAAAUGUAGCAUAAUAUUUGGCCUGUGUUUUGAAUUUUUGUUUUGGUUUGUUUUCAUUUGCUUGUCUGGUUUUGGGUUGGGUUUUUUUUGCCUGUUUGUUUUUUUCUUUUUUAGCCAUUUAACUAAAAUAGUUUUCCAUAGUUUGGUAAUUGCAUUUAUAUGUAUGUAACAAAAUGUCAAUGCAUAUCUUGUUCUGAUAAUGUUCAAAAUCCUAUAUGCAGCCAAGUCAUUGUAAAUAUUUUACUCUUAGUUUUCAACUAUCUAACCAGCACUGUGUGUAUGUGCGUGUGUGUGAAUUUAACCGGUACUUAGCGAAAGUGAUUGCAGUAUGGAUUACUGCACUGUGAAUGCAAUAGUUGUAACAUUUUGAAUUAAUGUAUGUGUAGAAGGAUUAAUUUAGUUCAGCAAUACAUUUGUCUUGUAUACUUUGCAUGUUGAAAAUGUAGCUCCAUAAGGUUAGUAAGUCACUGCGUGAAUUCACAUAAUGAUUAUAAGGAAAAAUCAACCUUAUUGUGCUCUUCUAAAAAUGUAGAUGCUGCCUUUAUCCUUGGCAAUUUGUGUAGCUUGCAACAUGGAAUCCAAAAUCACGCAAUAGCAUUUUCAAAUUCCUCUAAUUUAGUUUCAUUUCCUGCUGGACUACAGGUGCAAAUAAAUGACAGAGCCUACCAUUCAGUCUUAAACAGAAGCCUAAACUUGCCUGUUUAUUGUAAAAUGCCCUACACUGCAAAACAUCAACCCUUGUUUCAUUUCAUCUGUAAGAAAAAUCUGAGGAAAGAUACCUAGAAUACUGAGCACACAAACAAAAAAGUCCUUGUGUUGUUAAAUAAGAUUUUUAAUAGCUACUGAAAAUUAAGCAUAAAAUGGAAUGCUUGCUAAGAGAAAGAGGAAAAAGAAGAAAAAAUGUCUUUGGUGUACAUUAUAUCUAUUUUAUUUAUAAAAGUAUACAUGUCUUAUAUGAUGCACAUAUAUUAUACAUAUGAUAUAUAUUCAAUGGCAGAGAUACUGUAAAACCUGUACCACUACUCAGAUCAAUGAAUAUAUAUGGGGGGAAAGCCCCCUCAUUCUGGGCUGAAAACAAAGUACUGUGAAGUGCAGUUGAUUCUUAGUGAAUCUGAGAAACCUCAGGAGAGGUGCACAAUAUGAUGAAGCUGAUUGAACAUGGAAAAAAUAAGUCUGAUUUUACUCAAAGUUAAAAUGUAAUUCCAUUAAAGUACAAGGAAUUGGGCCAGUAUCAAACUGGAAUGAGAUUACAGUUCGGCUCAAGCAGUUGCAAGGAGGGUAAUUUGUGAGACACAUCAUAAUAUUUGAUCAGAAUUAAAUACUUCUACAGAGCUCCAUUUCCUCCCUGCUUAAUUCCAGGCCUCAAGGAUCCUUUCAGGAUUGGGGAUCUUUACGUGUUUCACAUAAAAAAAGCAAGAAAAACAAGAGAGAAGCUUGAUCUUUUCCUUAGAUUCAAAAUGUUCACCUGGGACUUGUGGCGAUGUAGUGUACAGUAUUUGUAGCACAGUUUGUUUAAAGACUAAUAAAUGCAGAUGGUAACAUUUCUACCAACUCUGGGCUCCUCUCUUGUAUAAUGUAGUAGGAAUGUCUUGUUGACUAAGUCUAUAUAUUUUUUGUAGUUCAGACCCUCUCUUUACAGUUUCUUUAGCUGUUUGCUUUUAAUGCUUUUCUUACUGUGUAAACUUACUCUGUAACUUUUAUGUAUAAAACAAACUGGACAUUCUUUAUAUACUGGAAAUAAUCAGUGAAUACAAGAUUUCACUAAGUGUUGUACCUUUUCUGUACAUAUCAUAAAUAAAUGUUGAUUCAUAAUUUUCA
Messenger RNA from Alligator mississippiensis (American alligator), 13658 nucleotides. RefSeq names its product solute carrier family 1 member 2 (gene SLC1A2). Gene Ontology annotation, biological process: L-glutamate transmembrane transport. The transcript is spliced from 11 exons. Gene Ontology annotation, cellular component: plasma membrane. Lineage: Eukaryota; Metazoa; Chordata; Crocodylia; Alligatoridae. The coding region runs from base 145 to 1872 and encodes 575 amino acids. The record is from RefSeq and is a predicted model, not a curated record. Gene Ontology annotation, molecular function: L-glutamate transmembrane transporter activity; glutamate:sodium symporter activity; neutral L-amino acid transmembrane transporter activity.